Molecule: messenger RNA, 3762 nt
Organism: Nelumbo nucifera (sacred lotus)
Lineage: Eukaryota; Viridiplantae; Streptophyta; Magnoliopsida; Proteales; Nelumbonaceae
Product: autophagy-related protein 18f-like
Biological process (GO): autophagy; response to starvation
Cellular component (GO): cytoplasm
Molecular function (GO): protein binding
Source: RefSeq, a predicted model, not a curated record
UGAAAAUUAAAAAAAAAAAAGAAGAGAGAGAAAGUGGCGAAGAUAGAGAGAGACGUAAACGGAGUUGCGGGGAGUCAUCAUUUCAUUAUCCGAUAGCUAGGGAUCGAUGCAUCCCUCUCUCUCUCUCUUCUUAGUUCCUUAUUCAAUCUCCUGAAAACCCGGUGUUCUUAGAUCUGUUCCGGUUUUCCGGCGGCUUAAAACCGUUUUCCGGCUAUUUGCGGCGGUUCUUGUGUUGUACUGUCCUAAUUAUCUUCUCUAAUACAGUUUCGAAUUGAUAACGGACUUAUGGUUUUAACUGAACAAUUCGUUAUCGUAUUCUUUUUAUUUUUUAUUUUUUAAAUUCUUUUUGUAAAAUUUCAGGAGAGGAUCCACAAGGACGAGUAAUUCUUUCUAUUGAUAUAAACAUGAAAAGUUGAAAAGCUGCCGUUUUUUAUCAGCUUUUUAGGUUUCCGAGAGAAAUUUUCUCUUAGAGAUUGUUAAAUUUUACAAGGAAGGCCACGGAAACCGAAAAGGUCUUGUUUUGAUUCGGAUUUUAGCAAGUUUUUGACUUUUGAAUCAUUCGAAGCGAAAAGGAGAUGGAUAGACUUAUGACUUGAAACUGGAAAUUUGGAGGCUGUUUCUUCCGAAGGCUGAAAUUAAAGAAACAGCCUGCUGUUAUGAUUAGGCCACAGUUCGGUGAAUUAAGUUUUUAUUUUUUAAUUUCUUCUUUUUUCUUUUCUUCUUUGGGAUUUGGGGAUGAGGAAUGAUGACCAGAAACCUCAGGGAGUAGUUCCCAGACAGGGACGGAGUAAUGGGUUCAUACCAAGUUCUUUUCGAGCGAUCUCGAGUUACCUGAGGAUAAUCUCUUCGGGCGCGUCAAGUGUUGCUUCGACAGUUCGAUCAGCUGGUGCAUCGGUAGCGUCGUCAAUUGUGGAUAGAGACGAUGAUGACAGCCGUGAUCAGGUGUAUUGGGCUGGGUUUGACAAGUUUGAAUUGGAAGGAGGCAUAGUUCGGCGAGUUCUUUUGCUGGGUUAUCGGUCUGGUUUCCAGGUUUGGGAUGUUGAGGAAGCAGAUAAUGUGCGUGAGCUAGUAUCUAGACAUGAUGGUCCUGUUUCUUUUCUGCAAAUGCAACCAAAGCCAAUACAAUCAAAGAAAUCAGAGGACAAGUUUGUAGAUGUACAUCCAUUGCUUGUAGUUGCUGGGGUUUUUUCCCUUUCUGGUGCUAUUAAUGUUCAAGAUGGCUCUACAUGCAAUGGGAAUGUUACCGCUUUCCAUGAGCCUGGAAAUGACAACUUUGUACCUACAGUUGUUCGGUUUUAUUCUUUGAUUUCCCAAUCUUAUGUACAUAUUCUGAAAUUCAGAUCAGCUGUUUUCUCUAUAAGGUGCAGUCCUCGAGUUGUGGCUAUUUCUCAGGCAGCUCAGAUACAUUGUUUUGAUGCUGCAACCUUGGAGAGAGAAUAUACCAUUCUUACAUAUCCUGUAGUUUUGGGUUGUCCUGGUUCUGGCAGUGCAGGCUAUGGACCACUUGCAGUGGGUCCCAGGUGGUUGGCUUAUAGUGGAAGUCCUGUUAUAGUAUCAAAUACGGGUCGUGUCAGCCCAAAACAUCUUACACCUUCUGCAAGUUUCUCUGAUUCCCCUUCAAAUGGGAGCCUGGUUGCACACUAUGCCAAAGAAUCAAGUAAACAACUUGCUGCUGGUAUAGUGACCUUAGGAGAUAUGGGUUACAAGAAGCUGUCACGAUACUGCUCUGAACUCUUACCUGAUAGCAAUAAUUCUCUAAAACCAGGGAGCCCCAGCUGGAAAACCAAUGACACUCUUAACGGCCAUUUGCCAGAUGCAGAUAAUGCUGGGAUGGUCAUAGUGAGGGAUAUUGUUGGAAAAUCUGUUAUUGCACAGUUUAGAGCACAUAGGAGUCCUAUUUCAGCAUUAUGCUUUGAUCCUAGUGGGACUUUAUUGGUGACUGCUUCAGUUCAGGGUCAUAACAUCAAUGUUUUUCGAAUAAUGCCUAUGCUCCCUGGGAGUUCAUCAGGAUCUGAUGCUGGUGGAUCUUAUGCACAUCUUUACAGGCUGCAGCGUGGUUUCACAAAUGCUGUUAUACAGGACAUCAGCUUUAGCAUAGACAGCCAGUGGAUUAUGAUAAGUUCUUCAAGGGGAACAAGCCAUUUAUUUGCAAUAUCUCCUUUUGGUGGUUCUGUGAACCUUCAGUCUAAUAGUGCUGGGUUUACCAACAAUGGGUCAGGUGUGAUGACCAAGCCAGCCAUUCAUUGGCAGCAUGGUUCUGGUAUUCCAAAGCUUCAUCAACAAAAUUUUUGUGUGUCUGGUCCCCCAGUGACAUUAUCAGUUGUUAGCAGAAUAAGGAAUGGUAAUAAUGGCUGGAGGAGCACAGUAAGUGGUGCUGCAGCUGCUGCUACAGGCAGGGUGAGUUCCCUUUCUGGGGCUAUUGCUUCAACCUUCCAUAACUGCCAGGGAACUGGUUCAAUUGUAGAUUCCAGCUCCUUGAGGACAAAGUACCACCUUCUGGUGUUCUCUCCUUCUGGCUCUCUGGUACAAUAUGUGCUGCGCCUGUCAAAUGGACCUGAUUCCAUGGAAAUUUUGUCUGGAUUAGUCACUGCUUAUGAAUCACCUCCAGAUAGUGAUGCACGGUUGGUUGUGGAAGCACUUCAGAAAUGGGAUAUCUGUCAGAGACAAAAUCGAAGAGAACGAGAAGAUAAUCUUGACAUUUAUGGUGAACAUGGUAAUGAGGAUAGCACUAAAAUUUUUCCAGAGGGAAAGAAGGGGAAUAGUAUAUAUCCUGCUGAUGAUCAUAAAUUUACAAAAGCAAAGGUCAAUUCUGAGGAAAGAAAUCAUUUAUAUAUUUCAGAAGCUGAGUUGCAGACACAUCAAUCCGGGAUCCCACUGUGGGCAAAAUCCAAGAUAUACUUUCAGGUGAUGAUGAUGGACAGCGAGAAAGUAGAAGAAAGUGUUUCAGGAGGCGAGAUUGAAAUUGAACGGAUUCCAACUCGCAUGAUUGAAGCUAGGUCAAAAGAUUUGGUACCAGUAUUUAACUAUCUACGAACUCCAAAGUUUCAACAGUUAAGGGUGCCUGCUUUAGAUAGCAAUCAUAUUGGCCUAUUGCAGAAUCAGAGGUCUGGGCUGUCUGAUGAUGGAAAGUCUUCAUGCAGAAACAGCAGUAUCUCCCUUGACUGUAUCUCUGAAGGUUCUAAUGCAGCAGCUGAACUUCGUAGUGGCAUUGAAGAAAAUGGCUGGGAUUGUGGCCUUCUAUUUUCAUCAGAGUCAGAUGUGGGCUUUGUAAAUAACAAUGAUAGCCCCAAAAUUAGUACUGGACUGGAGUUUGUAAAUAGCAAGGAGAAGAUGGGGUCCCACCUCAAGUUUGUAAAUAAUAACAAACAAAACCUGAAGAUGGAGAAUCACUUCGAGGACGAUGACAGUGGGUUGCAUUAAAGGUGAUGAAGGAUCGCAACUUACUGGUCCAUCAGUCCUCAGAUGUGCUGACUUAUAGUUUUAUUCUACGAAGAGGCAUAUUAAGUUAUUAACCAGCAUUGGAUAUUUGUGGAGUUUAAAUGUAGAGAGAAAGGGGGAGGGGGGGGGGGAUCUUAAGAGGGAGAUGAUUUGAAUGUAAUGCGGAACUGUGGAUAAUAUGCAGUCUAGGAUUCCUUUUCUGUUCAACAUUGUAAAUAACAGAUUCCUGAAUAUGAUUCCAAUAAUCAGUUGCAAUCUAUAUCUAUCUAUAUUAAGUUGAAAUGUGUAGUAAGAAGAGGACGAGGGAAAUGGAAUCUAAUAGUA